This is a messenger RNA of Acanthamoeba castellanii str. Neff, 1134 nucleotides long. RefSeq lists its product as uncharacterized. The transcript is spliced from 2 exons. The record is from RefSeq and is a predicted model, not a curated record. NCBI's taxonomy places the organism in Eukaryota, Discosea, Longamoebia, Acanthamoebidae. Bases 1 to 1134 code for a protein of 377 amino acids.
AUGAGCUGGGAGACAUACCAUGAGCUGAAGAAGUGCCUCCACAUUGAUGUUGAUGUGCUCAUCAACCACCUCAACCACAAGUUCUCGCAGUACUGGGAGCCCUCCUCCAACAUCACAGCUGACAAAUCACUUGUCCCAACCAAGGCCCAGUGCCUGUGGAGCGUCAUCAUCAAGCACAAGCCUCACCCUAAGGGGGUGAAGCUGUGGUCAAUCAUCAACAAGUCCAAGUUCCUCUACACCAUCUCUCUCUUCAAGAAGGUCACCAAGAAGACUGUCACAACCAUCCUUCACAUGGUGGGCCAACCCAUCAGCUCCACUUCCUGCACCACUCUCUACCACAGCAACCCCACGCUCCCCUCCCACACAAUGGCAGCCAUCACCUUUCAGCAUCAAAAGAGCGAGGGUGAGAAAGUUGUCAACUUCCUCAGCAAUCUUCACGCUGGGAAAGUCGUCAGCAGCAGAAAGAAGGGCAACAGCAUACCAGAUAUCGCACACGACUACAAUCUCCACAUGGGCUACGUCGACCAGCUCAAUUCGGCCUGCCAGCAGUUCGCAUACCCACACAAGUUAAUCAACUGGAAGCACGCCCUCUUCUUCUGGCUCCUCGAGGCCACCAUCAGCAACACCUGCCUCAUCUUCAAUCACAUCCAUCACAUGAAUGAGGACUUCCGUACCUUCCGACGCAACCUCGCCGAUGAGCUGCGAAAGGAAGGACUGCGGCUACCUCUCCUCCAGCACGGCGUCGCACCUAUUCCGAAUCGAGGGAAGAGAAAGUGUUUCAUCUGCCGAAAGCAGGGGAGGAACUCGAGCACCACGUGCUACUGCCCAGCAUGCAAGCAUCCUCUCCACGCCAAGUGCUACCCUGUCCUGCACGAGCGUGUGCUUGCCUCUCAAGGGAGGAAGCGCAAACGACCCGAGGAGACCCCGAGAGAGUCCGACUCUGACGUGCCUGACCUCGACCUCGACCUUGACCUUGACACCAUGCUCGAUCUGCGCCAGUUAGAAGAGCUCACUCUCAACGAUCCAGAGGAGAGACUGCGUACCGAUGACGAUGCUGCCGAAAUCAAGGAACUGAGCGAGAUGGAAGUGAGUGAUGACUACGACUGGUUAAAAAAGGAAUGGAUGGAGACCUGA